AUGAGCAAUAAUUUUUGUGUGCAAACGCCUGUUCGACCAACUUUGGGCAAUGAAAAAAAUGUUCCUAUUGAGAAUGCGUUUUCAGACAGAAAGAUGGCAGGCAAGCAUUUCUCAGGUAGACGCCCUUGCCAAAAUUCCCUUGAACAGGAAAGGCGGACUGCGCAACGGGAAAAACAAAUUUCAUACGGUUUUGUAACAGAAGGGUACCGCAACAUGGUAAAAUUGGUUGAGAGUGACCCUCUGUUGAAAAGCGGUGGUAUUCUUCCACUUUCACCGCCUGAUAUAAAUAAAGGCAGUAAGCGUACAUGGGACGUUUCACUGCGAAAAUGGCGUCGAGCAUUGCAUAUGUUUGACAAUGUCUUUAUAGAAAACGAAGAUGCAUCUCCAAUCACUUUGGAAUCUGUUAUAGAAAACCAACGGCUGCAAUGGGUGAGUCCACUUUUUACACAAGAACCAAAAGAAAGGCGUGUACGUCUUUCGGCAGAAAAAAUAAAAGAGGCACGUAAUUCCAUCUAUGUUCCAAAGAGACUUCCUGUUGAAGAAAGCUUGAAAAUUAUACUUCGAAGUGAAGAUUUUUACGAGCCAGUAACUAAUGUGGUACCUCCAUCUGCCUCUUCACUUAUAAGAGGGACUGAUAUAUCUCCCCUGGAUGCCGGUAUUAAAAUAUAUCUUACACCCUCUGGGCAUAACCAGCAAAAUUCUACGCCCGAAAAACCCGAAGCAGUAUUUCAUCAGGAAUCACCCCAGCAUUUUCUCUUCAACACUGCCACACCAGCUCGUGCUGACACUUCACCAAGCAGCAUGCAUACUUGUUCACCAUCAGGUGCGAGCUGUCAGUUUUAUCCCGGAUACAGAACACCUUCGUGGAAUGCGCCAUCAGAAUUACAUUAUGAUCCAACCCCGGUGCCUGUUGUUGGUUUUUCUCACCCAAAACCUGUCAUGCAGAGUGUCAAAUUAUUUCAACCACCGGUACAACAAUGGAAUUCUAUUUUUGCUGCUCCUGCCUGUGCACCUCAAACCUCGAAUGCUCCUGUCUUACAUUCGGGUUUGAAUCGCCUAAGGACACCUGCGACAGUUCCUCGACGGAUUACGGUUCUUCGGAGUGGACGAGAGGAAAGGAAACUUGGGGAUGCCGCAAAAUCACAACACAAUCUUUUUACAAACCAUAAUGAGCCAUCUUAUUACUCCACUACUAAAAUUAACGUGUUUUCCCCAAGUGUGUCAACGGAGAAGCUUGUUGGGAAUACAAAGUCAAUUGAAAAUGCCAGUGAAAAUGAGCGUUCACUCAUAGAUCCAGUUUCUCAGAAAUUGUUUUCCGAGGAGUAG
Molecule: messenger RNA, 1326 nt
Organism: Trypanosoma cruzi
Lineage: Eukaryota; Euglenozoa; Kinetoplastea; Trypanosomatida; Trypanosomatidae
Exons: 1
Coding region: 1-1326 (441 amino acids)
Biological process (GO): mRNA 3'-end processing by stem-loop binding and cleavage; mRNA transport
Cellular component (GO): histone pre-mRNA 3'end processing complex; cytoplasm
Molecular function (GO): histone pre-mRNA stem-loop binding; mRNA binding
Source: RefSeq, a predicted model, not a curated record